GCGGCCAUUUGAGAUCCACUCCAGUACAGCAGCGGCUGAGGUCCUCAGCAUCAUCCACGCCCAGCAGCUGCACUUCUCCUGCAUCUGGAGCCCAGGAAUGAAGCAUCUGAUCCGCAGUCUCCUAACCAGAGACCCCUCAAGUCGCCCGUCGAGUCUGUCUGAGGUCCAGGCGUCUCCGUAUCUGGCGGAUGUGGAUUGGGAUGCCGUGCUGCAGAAAUCCGUCCCACCUGGAUUCGUUCCAAACAAGCGCCGUCUGAACUGCGACCCCACAUUUGAGCUUGAGGAGAUGAUCCUGGAGUCCCGUCCGCUGCACAAGAAGAAGAAACGCCUGGCCAAGAGCAGAAACCAACCCUCCAACCCGCUGCCGACGCACAUGCAGAGAAGUUUAGACUCGCUGGCAGAAGAUUUCAUUGCCUUCAACAGAGAAAAGUACGUUUGUCUGAUUUAAAGUCUUGAUCAGUUUGUAACUGAUGUCAUCUUUGUUAAAUAAAUGUGA
This is a messenger RNA of Carassius carassius (crucian carp), 496 nucleotides long. Its product is annotated as serine/threonine-protein kinase 32B-like. The record is from RefSeq and is a predicted model, not a curated record. The transcript is spliced from 4 exons. Bases 98 to 448 code for a protein of 116 amino acids. NCBI's taxonomy places the organism in Eukaryota, Metazoa, Chordata, Actinopteri, Cypriniformes, Cyprinidae.